CAUGUCUUGGGUGGCGUAAAGCCGAAGGGCCGAGGAGCGGCCGAGCAUGUCUUUGGUGGCGUAAAGCCGAAAAGUCGAAAAGCCGAGGAGCGGCCGAGCGUGUCUUGGGUGGCGUAAAGCCGAGCGGCCGAGGGGCGGCCGAGCAUGUCUUGGGUGGCGUAAAGCCGAAGGGCCGAGGAGCGGCCGAGCGUGUCUUGGGUGGCGUAAAGCCGAGCGGCCGAGGGGCGGCCGAGCAUGUCUUGGGUGGCGUAAAGCCGAAGGGCCGAGGAGCGGCCGAGCAUGUCUUGGGUGGCGUAAAGCCGAGGGGCCGAGGAGCGGCCGAGCAUGUCUUGGGUGGCGUAAAGCCGAAAAGUCGAAAAGCCAAGGAGCGGCCGAGGGGCGGCCGUGGCGGCUCUUAAAUGCUGUCGUGUCGAUCGUUGCCUUGUUGACGGGGGUUACUUUCUUUGCACGUUUCCCGGUGCUGAGGUCGAGGAGGUCCUUGGGCGGCACCGUGUCGUCCGGGUUCGCCACGUCAGGGCCUUUCUUUAAUUCGGGGCGCCUUCGGGCGCUCUUUGAUGUGACGUAACGGCCGCGCCUUUGCGCCAGUGCGCUGCCGCCCAUCCUCGGGAAGCGAUGAGGCAUUGACUCCGGGGGGGGGUGUCUCUUUUAAUCGUUUGGGCACCUGUCCUGUCCUCCAGCCCCUUGCUGCCGUGCUUCCUCCUUCGAGCCCCGCCAUCGUGUCCCAGAGCUUGUCCCCGGCUUCUUCCCGGUUUUUAUCUUCUUCUCGAGGUCAGUCGAGAUGCCGUCCUCUCCUUCUUUGCUUUCCUCUCCGUCUUCCUCUCCCUCUUCUUCUCCCGUGCUUGGGGCUGGAGGGGGCGGUCCUCCUUCCACCCUUGACGAGUCCCCUGACGAGGAGGCGGCGCGGUCGCUUGAGGCUUUGAUGUGGCCGCACGAUAUUGACUCAACUGUGAAUGAACCUUUGCUGGAGGGACUCCGCGAACGCUAUUGCAUCCCGGGAGAUCACACCCUCGGUAUACCAGAGCCGGGGCAGCGGGCGUAUGACCCGAUCCCGAAGGGUUUUGCUUUGUCCCUUGAUGCUCUGGAGGCGGGCUUGCGUUUCCCCCUUCAUCCCUUCAUUGUAUCUUGUUUGUCCUUCUGGCGGGUUUCUCCGUCUCAGGUAACGCCGAACUCCUGGCGUUACCUAGUGGUAUUCCUGGGGGAGUGCCAUUAUGCCCGUAUCACCCCCACCCUCAGCCUCUUUCUUUCUUGCUACCGCUUUUGCAAAGGCUCGGGGGGUUACUUCUUAACGGCUCGAACUGGAUUUCGCGUUGGGGGUGCCCCUUCCAAUAACAAGGGAUGGAAGGGGAGGUUUUUUUAUGUCAGCCGUACACAGGACUGGGGCUUCGGAGUUCGGUGGUUUGCGAGGGUGAUUGACAACACCCCCCCUUGUUUGGGCGAAGUGGAUCGCCGAGCUCGGGAAAGGCUCAGAUAGGUUCUCCCUAAGUCGCAGGCCAUCCGGACCAUGACUGAGCAGUGGUUGGUCGCGGCGGGCCUUAGCCCGGUGCCUCAGGAGAUGGUGAACCUUUGGUCACUCCUGGAGAAUCCGGCGUCGCAGCCCCCUUCCCCGACUCCAGAUACCGCCUUGCGGCCUCCUCCCCCCGCUCCGGCGACCGAAUCACAACCUCCACAGCCUGCUCUGGCAACCGAGCCGUCGCCCCCUCCCUUGGCGGCGGUGACCGAACCGCAGCCCGGUACGGAGGGUGCCACCUUGGAGGUCGGGGACGGGCGCCCUUCAAAGAAGGCGAAGGUGUGUGCGUCCAAAGGGCCGGGAAUGAGCUCCCGUCAGGGCGGGGGGGGACCUGAUCGGCGCGUGGCGGGGAAGGGGCCCCACCCUGUCUCCGUGCUUGGCUUGUGCCGGCUCCCGGCUGGGGAUGGGGAGCCGUUCCUGGCACGGCUGGUCGGCGAGAUCCCGCGUGGCGAACCCCGCGAGCCCCUGGUCGCCCACUGGGAGGGUGUCUUCCGGGGGGAUAGGGUGUGGGCCGGAGGGGAUCCCUCUGCGGCGUUCCUCCGAGGGGCGCUCCACCCCGACCUGGCUCGGGAUUUGUACACCCUGACCUCGGAAACGCUCCUUAACAAGUCUGCUCAGUCGCUGGUCUGGGGUCUUCAUUAUGCGACGGCCCUGAUGGACAGGGUGCGGGACGCCGGCCGAACCGUCGGGGACCUCAUUUGUCGUAACGCUGAGCUCAGCCACCAGAUGGCGGAGAUUCAGGCAAAAAACGGGCCGGAGGUCGUGGCGGCUGCUGAGGAGCGUGCCUCGGGUUUUGAGGCGGAAGUCGUCCGUCUCCGAUCGGAGCUUGAGGCUUCCCAAGAAGCAAACGACGCCAUGAAGGAGGCCAACGGGGAGCUUCAAAAACUGAUACGGAUAGAACGGACCGAGCUCCGUCUGGUGAAGGCCGAGGCGAGUGCCCUUAGCCGAGAUAAAAAAGGCUUCGGAGGCAUUGGCGGAGGAAACCCUGCUUCGACCUCUGAAGGAUAAGGCACUCAUCGAGGCGUACAAGAAGUCGGAAGGGUUCGAACUUGGGCUGACGCGGACAGGGCGGGUAUCUUUUGAAUACGGGUAUCGAAUCGCUACUUCGCGCUUCUGUGCUCGUCAUCCUGGUCUCGCGGUGGACGAGGACCCCUUCAAUUCUCACCCCGAAGACCGAGGUGUGGACAUGCCCGAGGAGGUUCCCUUCGACGACCGUUUGGAGGUCCCCCGGCCAUGAGGACGGUCUUCCGCCCUGUGGACUUUAUGUGCGCCGAGCCUUUGUGCUUCUUCUGGGCGCCGAUCCUUGUAUUUCUCCAUUUUUGAAAUAAAGGAAGCUUUCUAUCAUUCGUGUACUGUCCGCCCAGAGAGGCCUUUUGCUUGGCGGCGCGAUCUUGCCUUGUUCUAAACAAAAAAUCUUUUGAGGUUCCGGACGUUCCAUGUUCUCGGCAAGCGGGACCCGUCCAUUGUCGCGAGCUUGUAUGUGCCCGGUUGGACUACCUCGAUGAUCCGAUAAGGUCCCUCCCAGUUGGGGGCCAGCUUGCCCCCGGCCCUGGUCGGGUUGCUAACUUCGGCCCUUCGCAGGACUAAGUCGUUCAUUUUAAUGGGCCGAGGUCGU
Messenger RNA from Musa acuminata AAA Group (dessert banana), 3122 nucleotides. RefSeq lists its product as uncharacterized. The record is from RefSeq and is a predicted model, not a curated record. NCBI's taxonomy places the organism in Eukaryota, Viridiplantae, Streptophyta, Magnoliopsida, Zingiberales, Musaceae. Bases 1502 to 2515 code for a protein of 337 amino acids. The transcript is spliced from 3 exons.